Molecule: messenger RNA, 2271 nt
Organism: Vespula vulgaris
Lineage: Eukaryota; Metazoa; Arthropoda; Insecta; Hymenoptera; Vespidae
Product: alkylglycerol monooxygenase-like
Exons: 10
Coding region: 906-2216 (436 amino acids)
Biological process (GO): lipid biosynthetic process
Cellular component (GO): endoplasmic reticulum
Molecular function (GO): oxidoreductase activity; iron ion binding
Source: RefSeq, a predicted model, not a curated record
UAGGCGAAAGAAUUCGAUUUAUAAAUAGACUACGCAUGUUAACAAGUAUUCAAAACGUUGACAGUGUUUCGUAGUUAAAUUAACAGAAAUCAGAGUUUUACUAUGUAAUAUGUAAACACAAAAUGAUAUUAUGAAAAGGAAACUUGAAAUUUUACAAAGUGCUGUAAACAAAUCGUUUUUCAUACGAUAUAUUACGUUCUUUUCUAUCCAGAAGUUGAAGUUGUUUGGUAACUCUAUUGCAGAUGGAACAAUACUAAUUGAGACAUUGGGCACCGAUUAUCACGAACACUAAUAAUAUCCUUUAUCUACUGUAAUAUAAAUUAUUAAUGUGCGUUAUGAAACUUAUAUGCCGCUAGCAUAAAGAGUCUAGCAUGUUGCUUGGGCAAAUACAACAGUGGUGUAUGAGAAGAUUGAUUCGUUUAUACCUCUUCAUAUCGUAGUUUUAUAUAUAUACAUACAUACGAACAUACAUACAUAUAUAUAUUUAUAUAUAUACACCUUUUAUAUGAAAUUGAUAUUUUUUAAUAAUAUGUCGAAUUAUAAAAUUGAUUGUCAAUGAAAAGUAUUUGAAAGUUCGAUGAUUUAUUAUCAAUAAUAUAAUAUAUAUACUUAUAUAUAAAGCACCUGCAGCUUAUACGGUCAUGCAGAGUGGUGGUGGUGGCGCGUCCUCACACUCGCUGCAAGUUAUAUAAACGAUGCGUGCACGCAGCUCACCGAUUACAACUGUGUUCGAUAGUGCGUUCAGUAGCUAAUAUCAGUUUACUCUUAUAAACUCGAUUCUCCAUAUCUUUUCACUCUUAUUUAUCACUUACUGAAAUAUAUAUUAUACGUAUCGUAGAAACAACCAAAAAGAAGUGUGUGCACGUGAAAAAGAGAGAAAAAGAAAGAAAAAAAAUAUUUUAAAUAUGAAUGAGAUUUCCAUUAACUUGGUCUCUCAACUAAAAAAUGCCGGCAAGUUUUGGUACAUCGUUAACCCUUUCGAAACAACUUUCGAAUUUCCCCAUCAGGUGCCUGAUUAUUAUCAGCAGGUCUGGAUACCAUUUUUCUUUCUUAUCGUAUUAGAACAAGUGAUAUUAACUGCGAAGAAUAAGAAAAAAUCAUUUCGAUUGAACGACCAAGUGACGUCGUUCUCUCAUUGGAUAUUUCAAGAGUCUGGCCGCGUUUUUUUUCGUGGGGCAGAAUAUUAUGCUUAUAUUAAAAUUUAUGAAAAUUAUCAUCGAUGGAAUUUAUCAUGGAAUUCUAUUUGGACUUGGUACAUCACUGCUUUAGGGGUAGACUUUUGUUAUUAUUGGGUACACCGUAGUAAUCACGAAGUACAUUUUUUGUGGGCUCACCAUCAAGUACACCACAGCAGCGAGGAAUUCAAUCUCGCGGUUGGCCUGCGCCAAUCGGUACUGCAACAUUGGUGCAAUUUUAUUUUUUAUCUACCUCUUGCUUUCUUCAUACCACCAUCACAUUUCAUUGUUCAUCAUCAAUUCAACUUGAUUUAUCAACUUUGGAUACACACGACAAUUAUUGACGAUCUCGGACCGUUAGAAUUAAUAUUUAAUACUCCUAAACAUCAUCGCGUUCAUCAUGGAUGCAAUCUAUACUGUUUGGAUAAAAAUUAUGGCGGAGUUCUUAUAAUCUGGGACAGAUUAUUCGGGACCUUCAUGGAAGAGAAGGACGAAAUCAUUUACGGCUUAGUAACCAGUCCGCAAUCAUUCAAUCCCUUGUAUCUUCAGACGUUUUAUGCGAAAGCGAUGAUAAACAAGAGUAAGGGCAUGAAAUCUUCGGCAAAUAAAUUGUCCGUCUUAUGGAAAGGUCCUAGUUGGUAUCCAGGUGGACCACGUUUGGGCCUUGACAAGUAUAAAAUAAAUGUAACGUCUAGAAUCAAAUACAAUGUUCGUAUACCAACGUGGCAAACCGUCUAUAUUAUUUUACAUUUUUUAAUAAUUUUUUAUAAACAUUUACAGUUGUAUAAUAAUGAAAAACAAGAUAUACAUAAUUUUUUAGGAAUAACAAUAUUGAAUAAUAUGUUCGCUCUUGUCGCUAUUGGAUUAUUGUUUGAUAAGUCACAAUAUGCUGGAUUGGUAGAACUUAUUCGAUGUAUUGUAUAUUUAUUGUAUGAAGACUGUUGUCUUAACAUUCUGAUAUAUUAUAUUUAUAUGAUAUCUUGCUUUAUUUGGAUCUUUCAAGUUGUAAAUCAAAUGAAAGCAAAUUUUCUGCGAUUAUGAAUUUGUAAGAUACAUUUAAUCAAAAGGAAAUAAAAAAUCAUUGUUACUUAUUUAA